Arachis stenosperma is the source of this 3003-nucleotide messenger RNA. Its product is annotated as helicase-like transcription factor CHR27. The transcript has 5 exons. Lineage: Eukaryota; Viridiplantae; Streptophyta; Magnoliopsida; Fabales; Fabaceae. The record is from RefSeq and is a predicted model, not a curated record. Bases 260 to 1048 code for a protein of 262 amino acids.
AACCGCUGCAGCUUCGUUAAAUUAAUGCGGUUCCUAAUGCGUAAUUAAGCCCCGCUCCAAUUGUUCUGACUUGAGGCGGUUUUGGGCAUUCACCGCAUCAAAUAACCCUGGGGGAAGAGGGUUUUGGUUUCCCUAAGAUACUCAAAGAAAAUUUCUCAGUAACCAUAACACUUCAGUCUUUGUCAGUUCCAGCUUGCAUGUCCGCUUCAUCGUUCUUCCCGGUCACCGGUCUCCUCCCUCAGCCGUGUAGCUCCCGUGCAUGAAGGUAAAGUGGAAGGGGUCCGAGUCUUCUCCUUCUGCCGUGCAUGUCCGUGAUGUCGUCGGCGUCCUCCCCAGCCAUCCGUCCCUGUGUCAUCGUCGGCAGCCUUCUCCUCUUGCCCUGUUGUGCGUUGCCGAUCACAAGAGACUCCCCUUUCAGUCGUAUAUUCCCCUCCAUUCUCCCAAUUUAAUUUUGGUGGCUGUUGAUUCAAUUUGUCCCCAAUUCAGAAUAUGGGGGGAUGUUGUAGGGUUUAAUGUCCAAACCCAUCACUUUCAAGAUCCACCUGAAGACGCAGUUGUGACAAUGUGUGGCCAUGUCUUCUGUUAUCAAUGUGUAUCAGAUUACUUGAAUGGUGAUGAUAAUACAUGCCCUACUCGUGGUUGUAAAGCAGCACUUGCAGAAGAUGUUGUUUUCUCCAAAGCUACUUUGAGGAGUUGCUUGUCUGAUGAACUUGGUGGUAGUAAUUCCAUAAAAGCGCAUGAUUUUGAUCAUUCACUAGUGCAGCAGAAUGAGUACAGUUGGACUAGCAUGUUGGACUUAGUUGAGGCAUCAUUGCAACAAUUCUGUAUGAAAUAUAGGAGACUUGAUGGGCGGAUGUCUCUGAUUGCUAGGGACAGAUCUGUUAAAGAUUUCAAUACUGAUCCUGAGGUAACUGUUAUGCUGAUGUCACUAAAAGUAGGAAAUCUUGGUUUGAAUAUGGUUGCUGCAUGCCAUGUUAUUCUUUUGGAUCUGUGGUGGAAUCCAACGACUGAAGAUCAAGCUAUUGAUCGAGCUCAUAGAAUUGGAUAGAUUCGUCCUGUUACUGUGACAUGGCUUACUGUAAAAGAUACAGUUGAAGACAGAAUACUGGCUCUUCAGGUAAUGAUAUCUGUCUAUUUAUUUUCAUUUCAUGUGUUAAAACACAGGCAUACAUUUGGAAUAAUUGGAUUUAUCGGCAAGAAGUUCAGUUGACUCUGGAGCCCACUCUGCUACAAAUUAACUUCAUAGACUUGAUUAGCGUACUAACAUGAAGCAGUACAAAUUUGCAAAAUUUUAUGAUGUGGUAAGAUUCCUGUUAUGCUUAUUUAACAUGCAAGGAUUGUUGUUGAACUUUAUGAAUUUUGCUUGUAUUAAGAAUGAGCAUUAGCUUUUUGGCUGCCAUUUGGGAAAUAAAAAUUUAUCUAUUUAUUUUGGUUAUCAAUUUCAAAGAUUCCAGUUGUGAUGUCUGCUGAUGAUGGCUGCUUCCCUGGGCUUUACUGUUUUAGUAUGCUUAGAGUGGAGAGAUAUAACGCAUCACCCCUGCCGACUUAAAUUUCUCCUGGAUUUAGCUUGGAUGGGAAAAAUAUUCUUGCUGGUAACAUUAAGCGCAAUCUUGUUUUGGACCUGCCCUUCAGGAAUGGAGUGAUAUGUUACACCUUUUUCUAACUUGUUCAACUAUAUGCAGUUUCUAGCAGUCCUAUAGAUAUUCCACAGCAUGGAACCCUUGUUGAGAAGGAGAAAGAAACUGGUAAUAGUGAAUGGAGUUGGUUAGAUGUAUCAAAUCCCAUAUUCAAAUGCUCAGAUAAGGUUUUGGUUAAUUUUUCUUUUGUAAUAAUUUUUAUGGAUAAAUUAUUUUGUGAAAGAAAUACCCUAUAUGCUAAAAGAGUAUCACUGGGAUCUGCUACAGGUUACAUCUUUGCUGUCCUAAAUUUAGGGAUAAGUUAGUAUAAUGUCUUUUCUACCAUAGUACUAUAACAAUUGUUUCUUAAUGCCAAUUCUAGAGCCGUUACAACACAUGGCAAUAGCAACAAAUAUGAUCCAUGUCAAUUAAAGGUAAGAGACCAAUGAUUGCAAGAAGCAACGUGAUAUAUUAAUAUAGAGCCAAAGGUCAAGUGUUGGUAAACUUCACUUAAAUGCUCACUGAUCAUGCAUUACAUGACAAACUGCUUAUAUAUUACUAUACAAACUUAUAAACAAGCCUUUCCUUCAUGUCUUGGUCUUCCAAUGUGAUUACCAAACUAGCAACCUGAGCUCUAUUCACCGAGAGACAAGAAAAAGCAAGAAAAGCAAAGGAAAUUAAACAGGGUUAGUCGCUUUAAAAAAGGCGUAAGAUAUAAAUAUAAAUUACUUGGGUUCAAUAUAUCAAGCUAAAUUAAAAUGCUUGAAGGCUUCAUCAAGCUCACAUUUAUCAAGCUCACAUUGAUAAAUUACUUGGCACAUGGCAUUUGUAAUGUUUAAUUGUUUAUGAGGUUUUUAUGCUUUGGUUGCAGAAUGAUUUGCUUCAGCUCUUUCAGCCUUUGAGUCAUAACAAAGCUUGUGAUGUUGGGUGCAAAAAAUCAGCUUUCCUUUUUAAAUUCAUGCCUCAAAAUGAGACUUUUGGUGUUCCUUCAGAAAUUUAAGGGUGCUUUAUUUUAUCUUUCUUUUUGUUAAUCUGCUACUUAUUUCAGGCUCUUGUCCAAAUGCAAGAUGUUGCUUCAGCCAUUAAUGCUUUACAAUUUUAUGCAAAUGUUCAGCCAACCAUAAGGGGGAGGAAUGUUUAUGUCCAGUUUUCCUCGUAUCAAGAACUAACAUCAAUGGAUCAAAAUCAAGGGCGUGGAGAUGAGGUUGGCAUUAGAGUUUUCAUGUUUGAGUUAAAAGUUAUUACUGAAAGUUCAUGGUGUCAAUUGAUAAUUGAUCCAUGUAACGACUCAUAUAUGGUAGUAUAUAUUUUGAUAAAUAGACUUAUGAAUAAGUUAUCUGUGCUUGGAUACAUGGUUACAUUAGUGCUUGUUUUGAGUGUUUUAAAA